AUGGCUCUUCAUGAACAAGCACGCGAUUCUAAAGCAUUUCUUUUCACCGAAGUGGCUGAGAAAGAAGAGCUACUGCGGUCACUGGAGGCGCUGUCCGGAUCUGCUGAAGUUGCCACUCAUGCGGACUUGCUAUGGUGGACAAUUCAGAAGUUCAAAGAAGUGCAGCUUCUAUCAAAGACUGGAAAGACAAAUGAAAAGCCGAAGGAGAGCGUUGAAAGCCAUGAAAGCGUUGACGAUGCUAGAGCAAAGAGAGCUGCGCGAGCUGCCAAAAUGCGUGAACAAGCCAUGAUGAAGAUGUCGAAAAUGCAGAAGUCGUUCUUGAAAGUGAUGGAAACGGAGAAUCCGUCCAUUACGGAACAAGUAAAUACCGGCGGGGUUGCAGCUGAAUUUCGCGGUGACGAUGAUGAGGAUUUCGUGAGCAAGCAACAAGAUCAUGGCUUCCCAGUAUGUCUUGGACCGCAAAAAAGUAGUGUCGAUGUGGUUUUGCCUCGCAAAGUCACGUGCAUACUUUGUCAAGAAGAAGAAGUUCUGACUCCUAGCAACGGGAAGGCUUUCGUUUGUGCUGCUUAUGUGCAGAAGUCGAGACUUUUUGCACAACAAGGUGAGCCAGAAACGGACGCUAAGCUUCGAGAUUUGGCACCCGCCAACCUACUUGUUGGAAUCGAUGCUUCCACAUGCUCACAUACCAUGCACUAUGAAUGUUUCCAUAGUUUGUCCGAAACUCUUCUGAGCAGAGAACGCCAGAGACCGCGCCAACAGAUGGUUUUCAAUCAAAAAAUGGUGGACCCAGAGGUCGGUGAGUACCUUUGCCCACUCUGUAAACGUCUUUCAAACACCGCCAUGCCAUUGCUGCCUGCUUUACAAUUGAUGGAUAUUGAUGGUUUCUCUACUGCUCGUGGUGAUGAUGUAGAAGAUUUUGAUAGUUGGGUUGGAAGAGUUAAAGCUCUUCUCGAAACUCCUCCAGUGCGGCAAACUCCUACGCAGAAGCCGAAGUCGCACAGCAGAAAGAGGUCUCAUUCUGAACGUUCGCUUCUGGAACUUGCCAAACAAGGAGAUGAACUUUCCACGAUGCCUUUGGAUAACGCACUUUCUACAUCCGUUCCAUCUGCGUCAACCAUGUCGUUGCUCUUGGGACAAAAAUCUCCAACUCAUAUUGUCUCCCCGACAGUGUCUACUGCUUCAUGUACUGCCAUGGGUGAGGACAUUUAUGCCUAUAUAGAUGACGAAGACCCGCAAAGAGCUGUAGAUUUGUUCCGCGAAAUGACAGAAAUUAUGCGUGGUCAGGAUUUGGAAACGCGCACAGAGGAACCGACUUCUCCUCCACCGCAUGAGACGGCCACGUCAUCAGAUUUGGCAGGUAGACGUGAACGUCGCAAUGAUGGCACUGCGUCGCGUUUCGGUUUCCUGGGAGGGAUCAUCAAGGGUUUGCCGGCUGCUGGAGUGGCGGUCUUGCUGAAGUUGCUUAGAAAGAUUGUGGGACCGUCUUAUGAGCGAUAUGAGGAGAUGGUGAAAGUAUUUAGCAGCAUGCUGUUGCAUAAGGGAAGACUACGUGGACCGGAUGAUUCGAAGUCCCGGGAGAUUCAUGAUGACGUGCACAGUCCUCCAGCAGCCUUGGCUGUGUGGAAGAGCGCUGCACAUGUAGCAAGAACUACUGCCGCUGUGCUGGCUAACGAAGGAAAGCCGCUUUUCUGCGCCAUGAACACUCGCCAGCGCGAUUGCCUUCUGGCUAUGGCUCGCUUAUCAGCUGUGCUUUCUUUCUGUAUACAACUCCUUCCUGACUUCACCGCAAAUAUGUUACGCGUUUUGCUCGCUCCACCACCGCCAGCGGCAGCCUCCGCCGCAGGUGCCGUUCCUGUUAGUCCUCGUUCUCCAGAAUAUAACGCAACAACGAGUCCAGUGCACAGUUUCACCAGCCCUUCGCCACUUUCGUCUUCUGCUGAUUCACCAGCAAAAUUGUUGUCAUCUACUUUCGCUCAACUGUUUUCAAGCAAGAAAGAAGUCAACAUCAAUUUGCUCCAUGUGGAUAUGUUAAGCUUAGCUAUAUCACUAAUGAUGACUGUUGGGUGGACCUGGCAUGAUGGUGUGCAAUCUUUCAAACCAACUCGACAACUGCGUGAGAUGCUGCCGGACGGCUCGCAGGAUGAACUCCAUGUUCUAAGACUUUGCUUGACUGGACUAUAUUUCCAGGUGUUCGUAACGUUUGAGGACAGUGACAUGGCAGAUGCGCAAGAAGUUGCAAAAAUUGAUGGAGCAGUUGCCACUCGUUUGGAAUUACUGUGGUUAAUAGCGAGACCUACUGACCCUGAUUUGGUGGAU
Messenger RNA from Cylicostephanus goldi, 2316 nucleotides. Lineage: Eukaryota; Metazoa; Nematoda; Chromadorea; Rhabditida; Strongylidae. The record is from the annotation of a GenBank genome assembly.